AUGGUCGAGUCAACAGAGGAAUCGGUGGUGUUUCCGGUGAUAUUAUACAACGGCGAACGUGAAACGGACGUCGGCAGCAUUAAGAUUCACAACUCCCUUGAUUUCAAGCAAUUUCAGAUGAUGUUGAAGGAAACCAUCGGAAUUUCGUAUAACAAUCUAACAACUUACUUGGUCGACAGCGAUAAAUCCAAAAUCCCAUCGGAACGACGGAAGAUUCUGAUCACAGGUAAGGUUAACUUCUCUGUUCUUGUUCGAGAGAGGAAUUGUUACUUCCUUGUGGUGUUGAAACGUUCACGAAGAGAUCGCCGGAGGAAACUUAACAAACAGAGUGGUUUAGAGUACGGUUUUGCAAUCGCUCCGUCGAUUUCUCCGGAGUAUUUAUUGCAUCUGCGACGGAAUCCGAUUGAUUUAAUCGACGAACAAAUGUUGUCUGUAUACGGAAUCGGUUCGUACGAAUUCCAGAUGCAGAAAGAGAGUUACAUAAACGCGGUUCAGAACUGGAAUCAUGUAAUCUAUCCGCCGCUAAACGCGGCCAUUUACGGCGGAAGGAGUCGAGCAUUAUGCAAGGAUUGUGCUAAGGCGGAGAAGCAGGGGACGAAGGUGGCGUUUCACUUUUGUGUUUACGACGACGUGGUUGAAGGUGGUUUCCGGUCGCCGGUGGGUCCGAUAUCUCGUCCUUGUUGA
Molecule: messenger RNA, 684 nt
Organism: Lactuca virosa
Lineage: Eukaryota; Viridiplantae; Streptophyta; Magnoliopsida; Asterales; Asteraceae
Source: the annotation of a GenBank genome assembly